GACAGCCUUGUCGUCCAGCAGGAGUGCUGUAGUGCGAGUGCUAGAAAGAAGAGAACACGAAGAAUUCAGCAAAGGUAGCACACACAUCGGCUAAAGGGGCCUCCGGACAAAAAAGCACAAGCAGACGGAAAUCAACGAAACGGGCAGGUCCUACACCAUCAUUUCCAUCUGCCCCAGAACCCCCCACCCUGCCUUCUAUUUGGGAUUGUCCGACUGCUGCUGCACGGGAGCAAAAACCACAAAAAAGAAUAGUUCCUCGUUCUGCUGCCCUCGCUCUCCCUGCACGGUGAAGUGACCGACACACGCACUACGACGAUAUUACACCAGCUGCUGUUUGGUGCUUGUGAAAAAAUAGAAAAGAAAACGAGCUGUGCGAAGGUGUGCUAAAAAGCAACAACCCCACGAGAGAUACGAAGCCAAGCAUCGUCACGGCGGGGUUUCAUAAGCGAACUCAACGUAGAUCAGCCAACUUUGUCGCGGAAACCCUUAGCAACAGAAUAUCCCAACUCCAGCCACCUCCCCAAGAGAGGAACAAAAGCAAAGCACCCAAAGCCAAGCGCAAGUACUGCUUGCGUGUGGUGUUGUGGCAAUGGAUUGUCCGCACAUCGUCGAUAACGUAGGUCUCGGUAAGGAAUCGAUCAGGGCGGUGAAGAACAGCAACAUCGCAACUACGGCCGUUGCUGCCGAACCCAUCAUAAACACCCCCGUACGAGAUGUGUCGGAUGCGGUAGUGCUGUCCGACGUAGUAGUUGCUGCUAGUCCGACCACUGUUCUCACGGUCGCAUCUACUGCGUCAUCGUCCUCAUCACCAUCAUCGGCAGCAGCGUCAAAGCAUUGGAAAUGUACAGAAUGUUCAAUCAGCAAAGACAACUGGAUGUGUUUACAGUGCGGUGCGGUACUAUGCGGUCGCUACGACAACGGCCAUGCAUUGAAGCAUUCGAAUAUGAACAAAAAUCAUAACAUUUGCAUGAAUACGUCGAACCAGUCAGUCUACUGCUAUAAAUGCGAUGAAUUUGUGAUAAACGACACCAAUGACAAUGCACUGGAAGAACUCCGGCAAGAGUUAAAGGAAGGCAAUGGCGAUCAGAUGGAUACGAUCUCCGAAACAUCCUCCACGCUGGAAGAAAUUAGUUCAUCUAAAUCGACGCAAGAAACGGCCAGCACUUCCUCGUCGAGUGAUUCCGGAUGGGAAGAACCAUCGCCGACCGCACUGGUUACACCCGUACCAAUACCGACCGUUGCUAUCGUUAGUUCGCGAAAGUUGCGUCCCCGCAAGCGUACGAUAUCGAGCGAUAGCAACAACGAGAACGGUGCGACCACUGCCAAACGGAAGUCGAUGCGGCGAGUCGUCGGAUUGCGCAAUCUUGGCAACACCUGCUUCAUGAACUCAGUAUUACAAUCGUUAAGCAACAUACAGGAGUUUAGCUGCUACUUCAACACGAUGCCUGCACUGGAGAUGAAACACAAACAGAAGUCGUACCAUUCGCGCAGCAUCAAGGAAACGAUGGACGAUGUGUUUGUCGUGGAGGAACUGCGCAAGGUUCUUCUGAACCUCAGUCAAGGUGGCGAUGGGUCGAAAGGUGCCAUCUCACCCGAGUGUUUGUUUCUGGUCAUCUGGAAGGUGGUACCACAGUUCCGUGGACACAGGCAGCACGAUGCACACGAAUUUCUGCGCUAUAUGCUUGACCGGCUUCACACCGAGUUGCAGCAGGUAUCGUUUCCGGUGGAGCUUUCAGCACAGAAAUCGGGCGAACACAAAAAUCCUUACAACGUAUCGGGGUUAAGUCACCUGCAGGCGAAGGGCCGAAAUUCCAUCGUCACAAACGUGUUCGGAGGUGUUCUGCAAAGUGAGGUGCGCUGUCUGAUCUGUGGCAUGGAAAGCAAAAAGCACGACCCAUUCCUCGAUCUAUCGUUAGACAUUCCUGAAAAGUUUUACAGCAAAGAUCACGCCUCGGAUGUUGGUGGAAAUGGGGUGGAUGCGACGAGUGGAGGUGGUGGGGCUCCUGUUUGCCACAUUGCUGACUGUCUCUCCAGCUUUACAGAGGUAGAAGAAUUAGCAGAAACUGAACUAUACUAUUGCAAUUCGUGCAAAUGCAAGCAGAAAUCGACCAAGCGCUUCUGGAUUCGUCGAUUACCGAACGUGCUGUGUUUGCAUAUAAAACGGUUCCGAUGGAAUAAUUUCUACAGAACAAAGAUCGACCUGAGAAUAGCAUUCCCCAUAAACGCGCUCGAUAUGUCACAGUUUGUGCUAAAUAAUGGACCGGAAACGAGGCGAUCCAAUUCCAGCUGCAACAUUUACGACCUAGCCGCCGUUAUCGUGCAUCAUGGCAAUGGCUCCAGCUGUGGUCAUUAUACGUCCUUUGCCAUCAACAAUGGUGUCUGGAUGCACUUCAACGAUCACACGGUGAAGGAGGUGAGCAGUACGGCGGUCGCCGAAUGCAAACCGUAUAUCCUGUUCUACAUCAAGCGUGAUCCGACGAAUGCCAACCGGCUGUCUACGAUCGGUACCGUGGCGCCAGGUGCUGCAGCGGGACCCAAUCAGUCGUCCUGAGAUUAAGUUAUUUUGUUUCCGUUCAAGACUGAUUAAAAUUCGUAACUGUUAAUCUGACUGAUGAUCCGCUCGUUCGUUCGUGAACGUAUUUUCUUUUCCGGGAGUCGCCGGCUUUCGCAUUACAUUAAAGUGCAUAAUACGUUUGGAUUCAAUGAAGUUUAGUUUGAUCGUAAACGGUGAUUCGGUGCCGAGAAAGUAUAAAGAAGCUAUUCAAACGUAUCCCACCAACAAAACCAUUGCUGGUGCAAUGCAUUGCAUUACCGUGUUUCUUUGGAUACCAUUGUAUUGGGUUUAUUUCAUUUUAGACCAUGUUCCAGUGGUACUAGAAAUGUAAUACAAUGAGUACCGCCAGCGUUGAUAAUAGUGGGUACGAAAAAAAAUUAAAUAAAACAAGUUUAGGCAAAACGAAAUUAUACAACGUGUGUAGAUGCACAAAUGCGGAUGUGAAGGAAAUCUAAACAAAAUGCGAUGCAACGGCGAAAAAAAUGUAUAGAAUUAUAGAUAUGUAUAAUGUAGAAUUUGAAAUAGUUUACAGUACGGCUAUAACAUCAUAAGGAUUCGGUGAAGUAAGAUAGAGUAAUUUAAUUUUGCUACCUAAACAAACCUUUUUCUUUCUUUUUCCAUACAACAACGCUUUUCUUUCUCAUUUUCUUACUUGAUUGCUGUCCCAGUGCUUUUUCUUCUUUUUAUAUGCUGCCUCUUUUUCCUUUUCUACAGCUCGUUCUAUCUAUUCGAGUCGUUUCUUUACUUUUUGAAGAUAAUGAAUUUGAUAUGUGAUAAACAGAUGCAUUUUAGUUCGUGUAAGGAAAUCUAGCGCGUACAGUAAGAAAACUGUAGAAAACGCCGUUAUGCAAAAAGCAAACAAAAGGAAAAACGAUCAAAUUACAGUUUCAACUCACACGAUGGUGUGAAGCACGAAAGACGCGGGAGUAUGAAACUAAAUAAAAAAAAAAAUCACAUAAAGGCCGCUCAGUUUCGUACACUACAUAAACUAUUUUAAGGCAUUAAAUCUAAGUAUGAGUAUAUUUUAAAAUUGAUAAUUUAUAAGAUUCUCAAAGAGGCCGCCCCGAGUUAUUGUGAUGUUAAUACAGUUUUGUCUACGUUUUUUUUCCUUUUCCUUUGAUAGAGAGCGUUUCAUCUGAUUUCACUAUUUCUGCUAUAUGCUGAUUGCAAUGCAAUCUAUCUAACUUUUUAUGCGAGCUAUUUUAUGCUGUUUCGAGACUAAAAACUACUAACACUGCAUCAUUCAAUCGCCAACUUAUCUUUUUUCGGUUGAAACCUUUUAGUAGUCGAUCAGAUUCUCGAGUGCGAAUGUGUGUGAAAUCUUCGAUAGAAUGCAAUUUUUUCCUUUCUCAGUAAAAUUUAAUAAACACAGAACCGAAGGUAAACCCAUCUUAAACUUUAUUCCUUACCUCUAAACUACUCUUACUUCAUUCGAUUUGUUAAACGAAUAAAGCGGAAAAUGGUACACAAUGUUGAAACGACAACAAUAUUACCAUUGCCGUUCGCUGCGACGUAUGAAAGACAAAGUUACGACAAUGCGUGGUACGAAACCAAACUUUUAUAAGAGCAGACCGGUCGGAGGAGGUAAAGUAAAGGAAAUAGAAAUAGGGCACAAAGGCAAAAUUCAAAUAACAAAAAAAAAACAGUUGAUAGGAAAAAUUUAACGCAUCUUUAAGCCGGGAUUUACAUUACAAAUUGAAUCUAUUCAUUCAAU
Messenger RNA from Anopheles moucheti, 4268 nucleotides. Its product is annotated as ubiquitin carboxyl-terminal hydrolase 3-like. Gene Ontology annotation, cellular component: cytoplasm. NCBI's taxonomy places the organism in Eukaryota, Metazoa, Arthropoda, Insecta, Diptera, Culicidae. Gene Ontology annotation, molecular function: cysteine-type deubiquitinase activity; zinc ion binding. The record is from RefSeq and is a predicted model, not a curated record. The transcript has 7 exons. Bases 590 to 2551 code for a protein of 653 amino acids. Gene Ontology annotation, biological process: protein deubiquitination.